AGACCUGCCUACGCGACCCCACGCUGGACCGUCUGAAGCUGACCGGGAGUUUGCAGAGGAAUAUCUACGGCACUUCUACGGCUACAAGCCCAAGUCAGAGAGACAGAAGAGGUCUGCAGACACAGAUGUGGAUGCCGAUUGGACGACUGGACUCUGCGAUGAGGUCCAGAAGAUGCAGCGCUUCUUUGGUUUGCCUCCGAGUGGAGAGCUGACCGACGAGACUCUGGCAGUGAUGAAGAGGCCGCGCUGUGGUCUGUCAGACGUGGAACCAUUUGGAGAGACAAUUCGCUGGAAGAAGAGCACCCUCAGCUACAGGAUCGCUGGCUACAACCUCCCCAUCCCUACCUCCAAGGUUCACAAAAUCUUCAGGUCGGCGUGGAAGAUCUGGUCCAACGUCACGCCGAUGAAAUUUCGCAAGCGGAGCAGGAAGGAGGCCGAUAUCGUCAUCUCCUUCCACAACGGCGACCAUGAAGACGGCUCACCUUUUGACGGCACAGGAGGAAUCCUGGCUCACGCCUUUCUGCCGGGUUCUGGUAUCGGUGGAGACGUGCACUUUGAUGCCGAUGAAGACUGGCGCUUUAAUUCUACUGGUUUCAACCUAUUUGCUGUAGCAGUCCAUGAAUUUGGCCACGCACUUGGCCUGUCCCACUCAUCUGACCCCGGAGCUGUCAUGUACCCGUCGUACAACUUCGCCCCCAAUCAUGAACUUCAGCUCUCCUUCCGCGACGUCAAAGACAUCCAACACCUGUACGGUAUCAGUCCCAAUUUUGCUUCACUGUUCUCAAAAAAACCUCCUCCAAAAACACCUGACAAAUGUGAUCCAGAUUUGUCCUUUGACGCUGUAACAGAACUACAACAGGAGGUCCUGUUUUUCAAAGACAGAUUUAUGUGGCGUAAACAUCCUCAGUUUGAUGAAACAAGAAUCACCCUGAUUAGCAGUCUGUGGCCAGACAGCAUACCUCCCAACCUGGAUGCUGUCUAUGAGAAUGUGGAGAGGAAUGUUAUUGUGUUUUUCAAAGGUCAUCAAUACUGGGCGCUCAGGAGGUUAAAACUUGAGGAGGGUUAUCCAAGAAACAUUUCGGACUUGGGCUUCCCCUCCAGAAUAAAAUCCAUAGAUGCCGCUCUUCACUUCAGAAAUGACCACUACACCGUGUUCUUCACUGGCCACGAGUGUUGGAGGUACAAUGAGCAGCAGAAGAUGAUGGAGGGAUCACCGACACUGGUAGAGCAGCAGUGGCCGGGGAUUCCAACUCCCAUCGAUGCAGCUGUCUCCUACGAGGGACUCGUGCACUUCUUCAAGAGAAACAUCCACUACAGAUUUGACUCCAACUCCAAACACGUCGUGUCCACCAGCUCCGCUAACGACCUGCUGGAAUGCGAGAAGAUUGACGACAAUGAAACGCUGACAGUGAGGAGAUAAUUGGAAGGAAAGCACUCCAUGUACUGUAGCUUGAUGACGAUGGUGCUGUGUUACAAAAUGCUAUAACCACAGAGUACCUAAGAACCAAACUAGGAACUGAUUAGUUAUCCAGAGAAAAUGUGUUCCAGCACCUCAGUGUGUAAUAUAAUGUUGUAAUAAUAAUGUACCUUGUAUCAAAGUACAGUUUUUCUUCGUCGUGUUUGAUUUUAAAGUUACAAAAUGUGUGUUUUAUUCAAAUGUUGCUGCAGGAUGUGAUUGUUCUUAAGAUGUUAGAUGAUACCUACAUUUCUUCUAAAGAUACAAAAUAAGAUAUAAAAUGCAUUUCUGUGGUUCUACCUUGUCAUCACUGUGACAACGACCUAUUUGAGAUGUUGUUGAGAGGGAAUUAUUGUUGUUGAGAGCUUGAGUUGGAGAGAACAAAUUGACUGGGU
Messenger RNA from Sebastes umbrosus (honeycomb rockfish), 1851 nucleotides. Its product is annotated as collagenase 3-like. Gene Ontology annotation, molecular function: zinc ion binding; metalloendopeptidase activity. The transcript is spliced from 10 exons. Gene Ontology annotation, cellular component: extracellular matrix. NCBI's taxonomy places the organism in Eukaryota, Metazoa, Chordata, Actinopteri, Perciformes, Sebastidae. The coding region runs from base 173 to 1420 and encodes 415 amino acids. The record is from RefSeq and is a predicted model, not a curated record. Gene Ontology annotation, biological process: collagen catabolic process; extracellular matrix organization; proteolysis.